UUUUUGAAAAAUUUAAAAUAAUAUAACAAAGAAAUAUUAAUUUAGAAAUUUAAAUUUAAAAGUUUUCAAAUGACAAAAUUUCAAUAAAAAAUAAUUUACAAAAAUAUUUUUCCCAUUAAAAUUAUUUUAUUUUAACACUCACAUUAAAUUUAGAAUUUAAUUCAAUUUCACAUAAUAAUUUAUUACAAUAUUACACCAUCAGAUGUCAUUGCACAUAGAUGUCAUUGCAAAUUAAAAUAAAAAGUGAAUUUAAAUACAAAAUAAGUAGAACUAGUGUCAAGAAAGAGAGGGGGAAAAGCGUGAGAAUAAAAUAUUUAAAAAGUAAAAUUUUAUAUUUUAAUUUUUUCGAAAAAUUUUCUAUAAACGAAUGAAUUGCGAUGACUUAAACUGAUGAGAUAAUAAAUGAAAGAGUAAACGCGAGUAUGAUGACAUUUUGGGAUGAUCACAUUUUUUUUAUUGUAUUUUUACAACUUUUAUUAUUAAGAUUCGUUUUUGAGAAAAUUCUAUAAAGAAAUAACAGAACAAACAAAACGUCGAAGAUUUCAUCCGUUAAGAAAUUUACGUAGAAUAUUUCGCCGUAGAACAUUAACAAGUCCUAUUGGUAGUAAUGGUAAUAAUGAUACAUCAUCAAAUGCAACACAAAGUAAUACAACAACACCAACCCAUAAUUCAUCUUCAAUAUUACUUGAAAGAACUAUACCAAAUUUAACUUUAUCAUCACCAUCAUCGCCAGCUAAUUCGACGACGAUAUCACCAUAUAUUCUAAUGAAAAGUCCCACCGUUCCUAAUUAUAGUACAUCACAGCAACAGCAGUAUAUGCAAGAACAUCAACAACAAAAACAAACUGUACCUGCGCUUUCAUCAUCACCAAAAUUAAUUAUUUCUUCAACAACAACAACAGUACAUCAACAACAAAAUCAACAGCAACAACAAUCAUUAAGUGGUAGUUCGCGAAAUAAUAUUGGAAUGUCUGAACGUAGCCCGUGUGGUGGUGUUAAACUUUUACCAACAUCAGGUUUUCCAUUAAAUUUUAGUCCAUCAUCGGAUAUAUUUCAUCAUCAUAAAUUGCAACAGAAACAAUUACAACAGCAACAACAAUCUCCAACUUCUUCGAUUAAUUUAAGUAUUAGUCCUCGUAAAUGUGAUAAUAAAAUUAUAAUGAGUAAGUCAUCAACACCAUUGGAUUCAAAUAGAAAUAAUGGUAGUAAUAUAAGUAAUAGUAGUAACCAUAAUAAUAAUAAUAAUAACAGUAAUAAAAAAGAAUCAAUGGAAGAUUUAGAUGCAUCAGUAGUUAAUGAAAUUAAUUGUGAAAUGAAUGAUAAUCAGAGGAGUUUCAGUGAAGGACGACUCAUUGAUAGUGAUUUUACUCGUGAUCCACUUUCACAGUCACAUGAUAGCAUUUUUUCUGAGUCAGCAACAGCAAGUAGCUUAUCGAUUGUACUUAAGAAUGAACUUUUUGAUGUUUUACGUAAAAGACGUAAUCGUCCCGAUACAUCAGAUGAGGAUUUAGGUUUACCAAGAAGUCCUGCAACACCACAGCGUAAAGACUUAACGACAACAAUUACGACAUCAAGUACAGCAAAUUCAAGUACAAAUGCUCAAAAUCAAAGUGAAAUAUCAUCAUUGAGUUUAUUAAGUGCUGGUAGCUCUGAUAUUGAUGAUGAAAUAUCAUCAAAUUAUGGUGAUUCAAUAUCAAUUGAUCGAACUGCAUCAAGUACAUUGUCUUCAUCUGUGAAAAUUUUGCAAACAUCAUCAUUCGAAACAUCAAAAACAACAUUCGAUGAUUUAGAUUUAAGUGUAACUGAUGGUAAUGCAAUUGGAACUGGACGUCUAAGUCAUUCUGCUGCUAAACACAAAAUGGCUAUUAGACCGAAAAAGAAUAAAGGACCAACACGACAUCGGCGAAUUGAACCCACACUUUUACCUUCAACCCCAGAAGUUAAUGAAGAUUCUUUAAGAAAUUUAAUUUCACAAGAUAUCAAAGAAUUAUCUAAUAAAGAAAAAUCACGUUCUUUACCGCAUGGUAUUAGUCCUAAUUUAAUGAAUCAACAAGGUGAUAGUCCAACAAACAGUAAUUCUACAUGUGGUAAAGAAUCAAAUAUAAAACGAUCAAAAACAGAAAAAGGAAUACCACAGUCAAAUUCAAACUAUUUCCGGAAUAUUACAAAAACUGGAACCAGUGAAAAGGAUAACAACACAUCAAAACCACAAAAUGAGACUGGAUUUUUCAAGCGAUUUUUACAUCGCGGAUCUAAAGGUAAAGGUAACCCAAAAUCUUCUACUCAUAUUUCUUCUAAUAUGGAACAUAAUUUAGAUGAACUUGAUGAUAAUCAUUACGGUAAAUCCAAUUUAAUUCAAGGUCUACAACGUGAAGACAUUAAUCUCGAAUAUUCCAAACAAGUUGAACAAACUCGUAAUGAAAUCCGACGUGAAAUUAUGAAUGAAGCAAAUACUGGUCUAAGUUUAAUGUUAAAUAAUUUUAUAUUAUCGAAAUCAGAGACUAGUAAUAAUAAAAUGAAUGCAGAAAAACCUAUUCCAAGCCCAUCAAAACCAAUAAUUUCAGCUAAUAAACCAAAAUCUGGUCCGGCUGCAAGACAGAGAAUAAUGCCAAAAGAUAUAACAACAUCACCAAAUUCAAGUUUCAAAAGCUCUUCUGAAAUAUUGGAACAACAUUAUAAUAAUUCAAACCAGCAACAACAAUAUGAAGAUGAACAGAAAGUCAAUUUAAAACAGAGAUUUUCUGAUAGUUCUGAUGGUAGUCGUGGCAGCAUGGAUAUGUUAAAACUUUCUAAUAUUUCACUAUCGACAUCUCCAGAUUAUAAGUAUAAUUCAAGAGGUUCACAAAUGAACUCUUCAAAUGAAGAAAUUUUUAAUUCUGAAACUUAUAUAAGAGAUAUUUCGGAAAAUUCUAAAACUCAAACAGAACAUUUCGAAAAACAUCAUCAUAUCACACAAUCAAAAAGUGUCAAUUUAUAUCAACAAAAAUUACAUCGUUCGGAAAAUUUAUUGGAUACUCUAUUAGAAGUACCAACAAAACAACGAAAAUCUGUUGAAAAAUCUAAAAGUUUCCGACUGUAUAAUGGAAAUAGCAAUAAUUUUGAAAUUAAUUCUAGUCUACAGAAAGCCGACAAUAUGCCAAGUUUACCGGAUCUCACAUUUUCACGGAAAUCAUUUGAAGAUUUAGAACAUGCUGAAGAAGCUUCACUUUCUUUAGGCUUUGAAAUAAAUGACAAUAAUUUAAUUAAUAAAAAUUCACGAAGCUGUACAUCACAAGAAGAUACAUUCCCUUUGAGACAAGGAAUAUUCACUAAAAACAUCAUAUUAACUACGGUUAAUCCAAAACAAAGCAAAAAUAUAUCAGAAAUUGAAGAAAGCAUUGAUAAACUCUUAGUAAAAUCACCACCUCAGUUGAUAAUGCGAAAAUCUGCUAGUGCGAGCGAAAGUAUAAACAGUAAUACACAAGCUCAAAAUGUUAUUGUUACACAUAUGUAUCGUAAAAAUAGCCCAGAACGACAUCAGACGUCAUCUGAAUUUAAAGUACCAUCAGCUAGUAUUUCAAUACGUAGCGAAGCAAGCAAGCCAAUAAGAAUAUCAAAUCAAUUGUCUGCAAAUAAUCUUAGUGCUAAAGAGAAUCGUAAAUCGUUAAUUGAAAUAUCUAAAUAUAACGAUGUAGAGCCCUUGGUGAAAAGCAAUUCUUCCGUAAUGUCAAAAUCAUUAGAUUCCAAAUCUGGUACCGAAUCAAUGUUAGGUACUACAAAAAUACAAUUACUUAAGGGAUCUCAACAGAAUUUGAAACCUGAUAAACAUUUUGGAACUAAGGACACUACUACAUCCUUGUCUCAUUCUAUAAAUGUUAGAAAAACUUUUGAAAACAAGUUGAGUGAACCAGAAAAAGAAAAACGGAAAUCUGUUGAUUUGGGAGAAAUUAAAAAGGUGUUUACACCGAAAGUUGAAAGCUCAGAGAGACUGACUCCUAUUUUACGGCAAAAUAGUAAAGAAGAUGAUGCAAAACAAGUUGAUCGAGACUCUAAAAAUAAUAUUACAAAAUCAAAUCGAAGUCAAUCGAUUUCUGAAAAGACAGCUGAGGAUAGAAGCGUUCCUGAAUUUAUGAAAAUUCAACUGAACAAAGUUGCUGAACCUUGUCGACCAAAAACAAACAUAGUACUUUCAAAAAUUAUAAAACAACCAGCCGAAAAUGAAGGAAGAAAGUUAAGCCCAUCACCACCAGAAACACCAACUGUAGAAUUACGUCAAACCAGUUAUGAUAAAAAUUCAUCUGAAACUAAACCACCAUUACCACCACUGGUCACGGAAUUAGAAAAGAAGCGUAAUAGUUAUGUUUCUAAUAUUCAAGAAACAACAACAUCUACAUCGAGUAAAUCAAAUGUUUUGGCAACAUCACGUAUACGAAAAUCCUUUGAAGAAGAAGAAGUUGUUGUAUUACGUAAUCACUAUUCAACUGAGAAAUCACAAAUUUCAUCAGUAUCACCAAAAUAUGAACGUAGAAAAUCUGUAAAUGAUGAAAAAUUAAAAUAUGAAAAGAAAAUUGAAGAAAUGCAAAAAUCUGAAAGACAUGCGUCAGUUGAAUUAAGAAAAUCAUCAAUACAUGACGAUUAUACCAUUAAUAACAACAAUAGUAGUAAUAACAAUAACAAUAACAAUAUUAACUCCAACAAUAUUACAUUAUCACCUAGUUCAACCGCUAUUCCAGCUGCUGUUUUAAUGAGGAAAAAGUCGUUAAGUUUAGGAAAUCAAGUUGAAAAGAAUAAAGAUGAUUCAACACCGGAACUAAUGAAAGUUUUUGCUCGUAGAUCUUUAAAAAUAAAAGAUGAAGAUAUUCAAGCAUUUAUUGAUGAAACAGCAACACAAGAAACAAAAAGUAGAUUAAUAAAAACUACUUUUAGUAAUAAUAAUAACAACUGCAAUAUUGGUAGUGGUGUUAGCGGUGGUGGUAAUUUAGAUAGUGAUAAAGAAAAUCAAUCGUCAAGUGAAGAAAAACUUAAUAAAUUAACGAAAAUUGAACAACAUCAGCAACUAAAUCAAAAUAAUAAUAAUCAGAAAUUAGUCACUUCAAAUAUAUACGGUCAAAAAACAAAUCAACGUGAAAAUAAUGAAAAAAGUCAAAAAACUUUAAAUUCAAUAAAUAAUUGCCAAAAUAAUAAUAAUAAUAAUAGCAGCAGCAAUAAUCAUAACAUAAACAGUGGAAGCACCGGUUUUAAUAUAUUUAACAGUAAUAAUAACAAUAAUAAUAACAACAGCAAUAAUAAUAACCACAACAACAAUAAUAACAACUUACAUUCCACACCAACAAAGGCAUUUAAUCGUUUUAGCAGUAACAUUCAUAAUAAUAAUAACAAUAAUAAUAAUAACAUUAAUAACAAUAAUAGUACUAAUAGUAACAGUAAUAACAUUAAUAAUUUAAUCAACAGUAACAGUAGAAAUUCUCUAUCAACUAUGAUACCAUCAUCUAAUAACAAUAAUAAUAAUAAAAUUGGUAUAACAUUAAGAACAUCAAAUAUAUCAUCAAUGACAACAGCUGCAACACCAUCAACUGGAAGUAUAAAUAAUAAUUUAAAUAAUAACAAUGACAGCAAUAGUAAUAACAAUAAUAGUAACAAUAAUAGUAACUAUCAUAAUAGUGGUGUGCUAAAUCCUUUAUAUAAUAAAAAAUCAAAUGUACGUCAUACAAUUGGACCAACAAUUACAACAACAGCAAAUACUACAAAUUUAAUACAUAAUUCACAUAAUAUAGAAUCAACAAAACAAACAAAUUCAAUUAAUAUACCACCAAUAACAGUAACACAAGGAGGGAUGCCAGCAGAUGAAGUUGAAUUUAAAGGAAUAUUACAGAGGCGUGCUGAAUGGGAGAAACGUGUUAAAGAAGCAGCAAAGUGAUUUUAAAAUUAAAUUUACGCAAACAUUACGUAAUUAAAAAUUUAAUAAGAAAUAUUUAAAUUAAUUGUAUAAUUAAAAAAAAAAACUAGAUUUAAAUGCAAAAUAUAAUUUGUUUGUUUUAGUUUUUGUUCGAUUAACUAUAAAUUUAAGCUUUUAUUCUUGGUUAAAUAUGAAAAAAAUUUAAAAUUUUUUUUCAAUAUCUAAAAAUUUAUCUCUUUCGCAUUUUCAUUUUAAAUAAUAAAAAUAUUCUAGUUUUAAAAUAAUUACUAAAAAACAAAACUUAAUAUUAAUUCAAUAAGUUUUUGAUUUUCACAUUUUUGUUAAUAUUUAAAUUUUUUUUAAUUUACUUAAACAAUUUUUUUUUUAAUUUUUUAUGCAAAUAAUAUUUGUGAUUUAUUAAAAAUUUAAUAAUAUGUUGACUGAGAAUUUCUAAAUAUUUUUAAUAAUAUACAGAAUAAUAACAUUAUAAAAAAAAUGAAAAUAAUUCAAUUUGUUCGAUUUUGUCUAUUUUAAAAUCGAUACUAUUUUGCAAUGUUUAACUAUUUCCAUAAUUUUUAUAGCUCUUUAAUAUUUACAUCACAAUUUAUAAUUUUUUAAAAAAUAAUCUUUAAAAACUCUGAAAACUUACUGAUUAUUAUCUAAAAAUGCAUGUAUUCAAAAGAAAAAAACAAAUUAAUCUGUCCAAUAUUUAAAACUAAUGUCAAAAGCACUGCUAAAAAAUGUAGCCAGACACAUAGAUACUUGCUUACAUUUCAAUUAGUAUUUUUAGUAUAUUGGUGAUAAUAGCUUAUACAAUAUUUUAGAAUUUUUUGUCCAAACAUCAUGACAAUUCUCAAAAUACAAAAUUUUAAACUACUAUUAAAAAAUUUAAAUGUAUUAUAAAUGAAAAAUAAAAUAUUGUGUGUUUAAUAUACGUGUUCUCUUCAUACUAACAACUAAAACUAUUGUAAUAAAAAAUUUUCUAUUAUAAAUUUACAAUAAAUUUUUUUAUUAUGAAGACAAUAUUUUUAUAUAAUUAAAUUCAGUAAGAUGAUAUUUAACUCGGACAAGAUGACAUUUUAUUUUGUCGCAAAUAUCAAAAUUAUUGAUUGUUUUUUUUUUCAAUUGCUUUCAUUUUAAAUAUAUAAUGAGUUUUUGAAGAAUUUUUGAAAAUAAAUAAUAUAAAAAUAUUUUUGAAUAAUAUAAAACUAUUUGCGCUCUUGUAUUUAAUUUUUAACUUUAAAUAUAACAAAAAAAUUAUUACAUUUCUAAUAUAUUUUAUUAAUAUUUAGUAUGUAUGUUAAAAUAAAUAUAAAAUAAAAAAACAUAACUAAACUAGCGUAACUGAGAUAUUAAGUUAUUUGUUAAAAAAAGCAAAGAAUAUGCGAAAAUUUAUGUGAUUUAUUAAAAUGAGCAUGUUUGUAAUAUUUAGAAUGAAAAAUAAAGUACUAAAAUAUAAAUAAUUAGAAAAAAUAUAUGUAUUACAAAAUUAAUGGCAAAAAAUAUUUUAUAUUUGGUUACAAAAAGAAAUAUUAGUGACAUAAAAUUUUGAGAUUUUUUCUCCUUAAAGCCUCUAUCAAAUUGUUUAAGAUUAAAAACAAAACUGUUAUAAAUUUAUAAUAAAAUUUUAAAAUUGAAUAGAAUUUUGUUUGCUUCCAAAUUAUAUUGUACUAAUAUUAUUGUAAUGAAUAAGAAUUUUCAUUGAAAUUUUUCACAAAAUUAGUUCUUACAAUAAGAAG
Condylostylus longicornis is the source of this 7613-nucleotide messenger RNA. RefSeq names its product homeobox protein 2-like. The record is from RefSeq and is a predicted model, not a curated record. Lineage: Eukaryota; Metazoa; Arthropoda; Insecta; Diptera; Dolichopodidae. Bases 766 to 5895 code for a protein of 1709 amino acids. The transcript has 8 exons.